CUGACAAUCUAACUUGGAGGAAUGGUUAUUGCAGUCUCCCUAAAUUCAGACCAAAAGCCCAGAGACUGAGUUAUUUAUAUUGGGUUUAACGUUUUGCAGAGUUGACUUUAAAAAAAACCUGGACGCACAGUAGACCCAUCGCAGAAUCUGAGUGUGACGUUCACUGUCGUUUCUGCAGCCAGUUUUGUCGUUCUAUAGCCCUACAUCAAUAUUACAAUAGAACUGUGGCAGUUUUAAGGCGCACUUAUUUUUUGUAUAUAAGAAAAGCCAGAAACCAGCCGUCCGCAGCGACCCUGAUGGCGAUGUGUGAAUUGUGGAGAGUUUGCGGGAUGCUUCUUGUGACGGUCCUGGGCUGCGGGCGAUGCCGGCCUCUGGAUGGGGAGCCUCCGUGUGCGGCCAGCGGCCGAGCCAAGUACAGCCUCAUCUUCACGGGCAAGUGGAGCCGCACCGCCUUCCCCAAACAGUACCCGCUGUACCGGCCCCCGGCUCAGUGGUCCCCUCUGAUGGUGGUUACCCACAGCAGUGACUAUCACAUGUGGAGAGUGGGUGAAUAUGCCAGCAAUGGAGUUCGAGAAUUUGCGGAGAAAGGUGAAGCUUGGUCUUUGAUGCGAGAGGUGGAAGCAUCAGGAGAAAAAAUCCAGAGCGUCUAUGGAGUUUUCUCAGCACCAGCUAUCCCCAAUGGCAUAGAACAGACCUCCACUGAAUUUGAAGUGCAUACCAGACAUUCUCUUAUGUCCUUUAUGGUUCGAAUUGUACCAAGUCCAGACUGGUUUGUAGGAGGUGACAGUAUUAAUCUGUGUGAAGGAGAUAACUGGAAAGAACAAAUGUCUAUAGACCUGCAUCCUUAUGAUGCUGGGACAGACAGUGGUUUCACUUUUUCUUCACCAAAUUUUGCUACCAUUCCCCAGGAGACCGUCACUGAGAUAACGUCGAGCUCACCAAGCCACCCUGCAAACUCCUUCUUCUAUCCCAGACUGAAACAGCUCCCUCCGAUUGCCAGGGUGACAUUGACAAAGCUGAAGGACAACCGGUUAAUUGGGAUUAUUCCUGCCCAGUCCAACCUCAUUCCCAUGGGUAAUGAGAUAGAUGAUAUUGUAUCAGAGACCCCGUUGGACUGUGAAGUUUCCACCUGGUCUUCUUGGGGCCUGUGCAUGGGGAAAUGCACAGAGAUGGGUGUGAAGCGCCGUACUCGCUAUAUCCGAAUGAAACCGGCCAACAGUGGUACUCCAUGUCCAGAGCUACAGGAGGAAGAGCCAUGUGUGCUGCACAACUGUGUCUAAAAGUGACACUCGAUGACAGAUGGGCUUUGACACCCUUUGGAAAUUGGAAGGGCUGAAUCUCAACAAAGAUGGGUCCCUAUGAAAUACUAAUUAAUUCAACGAAUUGUUACUGAUUCAGGGUUAAAAAUGACAGCUAAGCUGACAGUCAUUCUAUGUAAAUGCUAAUGCUUCUCCUAUCAGUUUGAUGUCUACUAAUUAGAGACUUAAGUUUCCACCUCCCUCAUUUGUCAUCAAUAUCCUAGUGUACAGAAAAUGCUGCAAGCAAUGAUUCAAAACCUCAGUAGUAAACUAAUCUCUUGAGUAAACUCUCAAUUUAGACUGUGGCUUGGAAAUCACUCUUGAAUCUUGCAUUUUUUAUACUGUAUAAAUUUCAAUUUAACAAAAGCUUUUGAAUUCUUCUGUUUUUGUUGUUGGCGUAAAUGGUAAUCUGUGAAUGCCUUCCGGGUUCUUGAUCUGUGAUGGUAUUACUAUCAGAAGAUUAAUGGUGGUUAGCAAUGAGAAUUUUUUAUAAUCUAAAUGUAAUUACUUGGCAUUAAGUGCAGUAGCUAAUUAAUAGCUUUAAGAAAAUAAUGAUGGAAAUUGAUUUGAAAGUUGCUGUUAACUUGUAUUUUGCAUGCAUUCUUGUUUAAAAGCUCUCUUCGGCAGACAGAAUACUAUCUGAAAAUCUUGAAGGAAGAAUUAACAUGAUUUUUUAUAGCAUUCUCAUGAUUAUUCAUUGAGAGAUUACAUUACUAACUUAAUUAUUUCCUGAGGAAAAAAGUUCAUUUUGAUCUGGUUUAAAGCAUUUUGUCCAGUUAUGUCUUUCAGUUUAAACCAAAAUUGUUUUUCAAAAUCAAUGUGUUUAGAUUAAGGAAGUUAUUGCAAUUAAGUCCAAGUUCUUUUCUUUAUCUCUAGAGGCAUUUUGUUCGACAGAGAAAUUAUUGCAAUGUGUGAAAAAUUGUUUUAUUGAAUUUGGGGAGAAGCUUUCUUAUGAAGAUGUUGCAUCCUUACUUAUUUGUCCUUAAAUUAACCCAAAUUACAAAACAUAAGUCAUGAAAUAAUUUGUAGAUGGGUUAUAUAAGAACAGGUGCAGGCCAUUCAGCAACCCCCCCCAGCCUGUUCCACCAGUCAAGGAGAUUAUGGCUAAUCUGUGGCCUAACUCCAUCUACCUUCCCCUGGCCCAUAUCCCUUAAUAAGUCUUUAAUAUGUUUUUGCUCCACAAAAAGUUAUCAAUCUCAGCUUUAGAAUUAACAAUUAAUAACUGAUCUAGCAGGGUUGGAGGGGAUGCGAUGGAGAGAGCUGGCUGAAUUGGUUAGCUGCUUAAAUUUUGAACUAUUUCAGAGUAUUUAUCAAGGUAUCAACCACCUCCAGCUUGCAACAUGUGCUCAUGAUGAGACAAUUCAUUGGGUACGAAUAGCUGAAAUAUUUCGGCAGUGUCAUUAGGUAAUUGAAGCCAAAGGAUACUCUGAUUGAUCUAUCAUUGGUUGAAUCAAUCUGGGGUUCCUCACUAAUUGAUGUCUGGUGAAUCCAAUAAUGGUAUAGAUUGCUACGCCAACAUGUGGAUGUGACAGAUUAAUGUCAAUGCUAUGGAACGGAUGUGAUACAAUCCAAAGUCUAUUCUAAAUUAUAUUAGGAACCUUUAACUUUAACUCCAUGCUUGUGGGGGAGCAUCAUAUGAAGACCAAACACCAACUCAUGACAAAGGAAAGAAAUCCUCAGGAAGAGGCCCCCUGAAUUUAUGAACAAGGAACAAAAACAAAGUUCCUGGAAAAGCUCAGCAGAUCUGGCAGCAUCUGUAGAGGAGAAAACAGAGUUAACGUUUCAGGUCCAGUGACCCUUCCUCAGAAUUUACAUUGCACUAGUAAUCAAUCACAGAGUAGAAUAGCCAACAGUGUAGAAAUGUAUCUUCGAGAUUCUGUGUGCUGUCUUUAAAAAAUCAAAUACUUCAUUGUUAUAGAUGUUACUGGUGAGAUCAGUGCUAUUCUAGUCAUUUUGAAUUUGAUACACCGGUCUGACUUGCCAGUCCACUUCAGAGAGCAUUUGCAUUCCAAGCAUGUUGGUAUACAAAUGGAAUCUGAACAUAAGGCAGAAGAAGUAAGGAUGGCACUUUUUCAUUUAUAAAUUGACAUUUAAGAGAGAGUUGCAUUUUGUGAAAUUUAUGUUUUUUUGUAUUUGAAGACCUUUUUUAAAUUUGAAUUCCCAUUUUCAAACAGCCAUGAAGGAAUCUGACCCCAUGACUGACUAGGGUAGAUUUUGAUUUCGAUAACAUGACCACCACACUCCCAUACCCCUCAUUGUACUGAAUACUUAAACAAGAAAGUAAGGAAAUGCAGAUGUGGUAAUUAAUCUUCCACUUAAAUCUAGCUGAAUUAUAAGUCACACCAAAAUUAAGAAGAUUGAUUGAAAUAAUUGAUAAGAUAUUAUCAUAUAUGGUGACUGUUGUCUUUAUAAAUUAUUGAUCUUUCAUUCUUUGUCCAUAAAAAUAAAUGAUUCACGAAAGUUCCUUUGGAAAGAAAAUCUGCAUGGCCUAUGUAUGACUCCAAACCCUCAAAAAUCUUUGCCUUGGAUAUAGCUUAAAACUGAUAAGUUGCAUUCUAACAGAUUGAUCUUAGCUUGGUGGAGGAUCAUUGGGAUGUGCAGUAAAUGUUAUUGCAAUGCCAACAGCCCAUGCAUAAAUGAAUGAACAGCAAUAAGCUCAAAGGGUCAAAUUUUUAACUCUCCUCUGUCAAAACCGGGGAAGGCAGCAUUUAAAAAUGGCAAAAUAAAAAUGAUGUGCUGGAGAAAAUCAGCAGAUUUGUGGAGAGAGAAACAGUUAAUGUUUCAACUCUGAAAUGACUCUUAAGGGUUUUUUUAAGUAAAACGCACCUACCUAUUUUUAAGGGCAGGACUAUGGCUAUGAGAUUUGGCAGAUGUGACCAUGCCUACUGUUUUGUGCUUGGGGUCACAACUGACAGUAUGAGAAGCCCUAUCUUAAUGAACUCAUGAAAAUCUUUAUUUGCAUAAACUAGCUUAUGUUCUUUAUCCACAUGUAGUAGAUGUUGCUUCUGAAAGAAAAACUAUAAAUUCAUGUUCAUGAAAAUUAUGUCUGGUUUAAAGUAGGCGUGCAUUGGCACAAAUUGGAUACAUACCUGUGCAAUAACAUGCCUUUCCGUAUGCAAUGUGUACAUGCAUAUAUCAUGAGAAUUAAACAUAUAUUUCCAUUUAUUUAAGGCUAAUCUUCCCCUUCAAAGGCUUGAAAGGAGUGCUGUAUGCAUUUGUAAGAAUCAGGCCACAGGUUAAAGGGUUAAAUCAUGAGUACAGUUUACAUAAAUUUAGCUUAUAAUACUGAGCUUAUGAAGUGUCAGUUGACCUAAGGAGGAAUUUGAAAUGAUUAGGGCACUUGAUAAGGUUGGUAUAGGAAGCUACUUUCUCUGGUGGGAACACCCAAAAUAAGCUGGCUAUCAUCUCGGAGAUAAAUCAGAAAGGGCCUUACAGAGUAGAAGAUAUCUCCAACGCUCAAAAGGCUGUGGAUGCUGGCUCAAUUGAUUUUUUUUAAUGGCAGUGGGUUGCAUUUGUAAUGUUUAAAUCAGCCUUCUUGGGAGCCUGCUUCUAUAUUUGAGGGUUGACAGUUGGGUUUCACAAAGUUUGGAAAAACCAGGCUGUUAAAAUGUGGAUGGGAGCAACUGAUUGCAGAAGGUUGGUGUUCUCCAUAGCACCCUUGGAAGAGCAAGACUACUUUCCCUUAACUCCUCAACCUAAUCUUCGACAAUCUGCCCAACAUCUUUUACUAUGAUUAGUCACUCCUCUUGACCCUUGCCUUCUUCAUCCUACAACUCUGAUGUGCAUCUCUCAUUUGCAAGUCUCUGACCCCACCUCCAAUCCUUGACCCCUUCCCAAUGAAAAGACACUGGCCCUAACCGUUUGAAACUUUGACUUCUGACUGCCAGUUUUCCUGCCUGGUAGCCUAGCAGUGUGGCUGAACGCUGAGUGAGAAAAGGAGUGUAAAAAUGUUGUUGUGAUAUUGUCUUUGUAUGGUAUCUUCUUUUCCCAGGUGUUCUCAAAUUCUUUCCCACACCAAAGAGCUGUGUUCCUUCUGUACAUUCCUAUCUCCAGCUAAAUAUUGGAAUGGGGGAGGGGGCAGAAAUGAGCCAGAUCAUGUGAAAAUGUGCUAAUGAAUUCAUUCUCAAGCAGUCUGAAAACUGGAACUCACUGUCCGGACAAAUUCCGGAUGCUGAGUUGAAUGGAAUACUAAGUAAGAAUGGUAAUGAUGUGGAGGAGAUCUGUAUGCAAGGAGUUAAAGUACAGAUCAACACGAUCAAAUUGAUUGACAGUAUAAUGACCCAUAUCUGUUCCUAAUGUUCAUUUGGACUCUUUUAACAAUGUAUUACACUAUCUGAAGUAUGCUGUACUCUAAUAUUUCAUAAAAUGGGAUCCAAAAAAUGCACUUGCACUUAGUUAUUGAUUGUAUUGGAGUGUUGUGCAUUUAUUAAUAUUGAAAGGACUACUAGUCAUGUCACUAAAAGAUUGCAGUAAUCUCCUACCAGUGUGUGUUGUCUUUACUUCUGAAAAUGACUAUCUUGCUGUUUGUUUAUCUUUCCAAUGAACAUGCAUGUGUAUAUAGCUGACUGCUUGUAUAUUGUUGUAUUUAAUAGUAUAGUUAGCUUAAUCGACCAUUUUUAUAACAGUUUUUUUGUACAAAACUAAAGGAGAAAAGUGAAUCAAUUACA
Molecule: messenger RNA, 5965 nt
Organism: Stegostoma tigrinum
Lineage: Eukaryota; Metazoa; Chordata; Chondrichthyes; Orectolobiformes; Stegostomatidae
Product: spondin-2
Exons: 6
Coding region: 297-1280 (327 amino acids)
Biological process (GO): cell adhesion
Cellular component (GO): extracellular matrix
Source: RefSeq, a predicted model, not a curated record